AGCAGCAGUCGUGUGUGAGGAUCCUCGGCACGAGGACAGCAGCAGUGUAGGAGACACAUCCCAAACUGCCGGAGCAACAUGGUCGCGUUAGGAGUCGUCGCGUGCCUCUGCCUGCUGGUGGGCUUCUCGCUCCAGGUGGACGUGAAAAGUGGGAAAGAGGCAGGAAAAGCCGGAAAUUUCAUGGAAGAUGAGCAAUGGCUGUCAACCAUCUCCCAGUACGGGCGUAAGAUGAAACACUGGAAUCGCUUCCGAGACGAAGUCGAGGAUGACUACAUCAAAAACAUUGAGGAGAACACGGGCUCUGAUGAAACCGUGGACACCACCAAGGACCCGUGCCAGAAUGUGAAGUGCAGCCGCCAUAAGGUGUGCGUCGCCCAGGGCUACCAGAGGGCCAUGUGUGUCAAUCGCAAGAAACUGGAGCACAGAGGCAAACAGCCCGAGCAGCUGGAGGCUCAUGAAACCGGCUGCAAGCCUUGUCCUGUCGCUGCCUCCUCACCUGUAUGCGGCUCUGAUGGACACAACUACGCCUCUGAGUGUAAGAUGGAGCAGCAGGCCUGCCUCACAGGCAAAGAGCUGAACAUCAUGUGUGCUGGCUUCUGCCCCUGCGCCACAGCCCCCGUUUCCCUCUCAAAUACUGACAUCAAACGUGAGAGCUGCACUGGCCAGGACCUGGCAGACUUGGGAGACCGUCUGAGAGACUGGUUCCAACUCCUUCAUGGAAACGCGAAGCAGAAUAACUCUGGCAAGCUCAGGGCUGGCACCGCUUCAGUGCUUGACAAGAGCCUCGUGGCCAGCUGCAAGGACUCCAUCGGCUGGAUGUUCUCAAGGUUGGACACUAACAGUGACCUGUAUCUGGACCAGGCUGAGCUGGCUGCUAUUAACUUGGACAAGUACGAGGUCUGCAUCCGACCCUUCUUCAACUCCUGUGACAGCUACAAGGAUGGGAAGGUCUCUACAGCAGAGUGGUGCCUGUGCUUUUGGAGAGAAAAGCCGCCGUGCCUCGCUGAGCUGGAGAGGAUCCAAGUGCAGGAGGCGGCCAAGAAGAAGCCCGGGAUGUACAUUCCCAGCUGCGAUGAGGACGGCUACUACAGGAAGGUUCAGUGUGACCAGAGCCGAGGGGAGUGCUGGUGCGUCGACCAGCAUGGAGGAGAGAUGAUGGGCACCAGAAUCCACGGCAACCCUGACUGCGAUGAAGUAGCGGGAUAUUCUGGAGAUUUUGGGAGUGGAGUGGGAUGGGAGGAUGAAGAGGAGAAGGAGGCAGAGGACACCGGAGAGGAGGCGGAAGAGGAGGAAGAGGAGGAGGGCGAGGCGGACGAUGGAGGAUACAUCUGGUAGAAUUGUCUGACCCCACGCGGAGAGCCGUGUCGUAGCCACUGGCCUGAAAAUCUACAGGGAUGGCUCUCUCUUCAAAGCAAAAGAUUUUGGGAUCGGACCUGGGAGGCAUAGAAUUGUUUAUCAUCCUGGUGGGAUAUGUGGUGCUGGUCAGGUCCAGGGAUGAGACAGAUGACCAGUUUUUGUCUUAGAUAUGUGUAACUGCUUCAUUCUCUUGUCUCUGUUUUUUGAGCAAGAGAGCUUUUUGUUUUGCCGUCCUGAGAAGGACCCACUGACUACUGCACCAUACGUAGCUAAAGUCCAUCAGAUUUCCUAUCUUGUCCAACCGCCAUCUAUGCAUAUUGAGAUUACCAGUGAUUUUGUAUUGUGUGAACAAUUGCUUGGGUAUUAGAGUCGCCGUCCCACUGGAGUGACUAGAGAUCAGAAUUGAAAUUGUUCGACAUUUUGUGAAACUUGCUUGUUGGCUUGCAAAAUGUUAUGAGAAACUCCAUACCACUCUUGUGUUGAAUAUGAAGCCAGAGCGAGGAGACAUGAAUGUUGAAAACAGUCUCUGUCAGAAGGUUAAAAAAAAAUGACCAAAACCUCCAAACCCUCCAAGAUAACAUCUUUUAUCAUUUGUUCAAUCCGAACAGAAAAACACAGUAUAACAACCACAUGUUGAGUUAUUAUGAAGACUCUCCAGCAAGUCAUUUGCCAGGAAAAUAAAUAAUCCGGUUUAUAACAUCCCGUAAAAAAAAAGUAAAUUAUUGAUGUCCUUUUCGUACAGAUUAAGCAAACAAAACUGCUCCCUCCCGGUUUCAGUCUUUAGGGAAUGAUAUGUCACUGUUGUGAUCACAGCUGGUCUCUGCUGCCUUUAAGUGGCCAAAGAAAUGAGCUCAGCUAACCUUCUCUUGGUCGUGGCUUCAUAUUUACCGUACAGACAAUAGAUCUUCUCGUCCAUCUCGUAACAGACGGCAAAUAAGCGUAGUAUUUCCCAAAAUGUCAAACUAUUCCAUUUAUUAAGCAGUUCACUGCAAUGUGGUUAUGUAUGUCCAAACUGAUUCUGUAUAUAAAUCCAGUGCAAAUGAUCUAUGAAGCGAGCUUCGAGGAUUUCAGGUAGCCACGGUUUCAAGCUACUUUUAUGAUGAUGGUGCACCAUAGCUCAUAGCAGUUUUUAAAUCUUACUUACGAAUAAAGUGGAUACACACAACUAUAAAGGACCUACAUUUCCAGUUGGAUAACUUUUAUUGAAAACCUGUAGAAUGUACUACAACGGCCCAAACUACAGUAGAAACCACCCGUCCCUGUCCUCUGCUAACGCUGAAAUCAUGAUAAAGAAUGUGCCACAACUAUGUUUUAUUAUGGGUUUGCAACUGGAAAAAAAACUGUAUUUUGUGUUUAUAAAAAAAACUGUGUUCAUUACUUGAAGUUCUGUGUGUAUACUUGAAUUCACAUUGUGAUUUUUUUCUAUGAUGAUAUUGUUGCCAUGUCUUCAUUCAUGCUAUCGGUAGGCCAGACAUGUGGUUGUUUUUAGUAUUGCAUGUUAGUAAAUAAGAAUGUACUUCUAGGCUGAGCACUUUACUAAUAAAGGCACUGGAGCCAAA
Cyclopterus lumpus (lumpfish) is the source of this 2915-nucleotide messenger RNA. RefSeq names its product testican-2-like. NCBI's taxonomy places the organism in Eukaryota, Metazoa, Chordata, Actinopteri, Perciformes, Cyclopteridae. The transcript is spliced from 11 exons. The coding region runs from base 79 to 1335 and encodes 418 amino acids. Gene Ontology annotation, molecular function: calcium ion binding; protein binding. The record is from RefSeq and is a predicted model, not a curated record.